Molecule: messenger RNA, 4260 nt
Organism: Pseudonaja textilis
Lineage: Eukaryota; Metazoa; Chordata; Lepidosauria; Squamata; Elapidae
Source: RefSeq, a predicted model, not a curated record
GUUAGUUACCUCAAGUCGCUUUUCCUCCCGGUUCCCACAGAAAGUCGGUAAACACGCGCGUGAAAAGUGAUCUUUAGGGUAAUCCAAGCGCGGUCCAAGUUAAGCAUGGCUUCUUCCAAACGCAAGGAUCCGGCUUCUGAGGCAGCAUCCCGGAUCUUUGUGCUGGAGGAAGAAGUCAGGAGCCUGACCGAGGAGCUGAACCAGUGCCAGGCUGAUAAAGAAUUUGUAUGGUCUUUAUGGAAACGUCUCCAGGUUGCAAACCCAGAUGUUACUCAAGCAAUCAGUUUGGUUGUGGAAAGAGAAAAGCAGAAGGCUGAACUCAAGGACAGGAAGGUUUUAGAGAUUUUGCAAGUUAAAGACAACAAAAUUCAGACACUGGAGCAGAGAACAAGGGGGCAACAAGAGGAGAUAAACAACCUGGUACAGAGGAAAAUUGCUGUGGAUGAAGAAAAUGUUGCCUUAAAAAAAGAGCUUUGCACCUUACAGAACUCUCAAGAUAUAAUCCAAGAACUUAAGGACACCAAGGAGUGUGCAGAGAGGAAGGAAAAGCAAAGCAGACUGGUUAUAAAAAAUCUGGAGGAGGAAAAUGAGGGUUUAAGUACACGCUAUGCUGACCUGCUAAAUGACCUGGAGAAACUGAAGAAGCAGGACUCACAAUGGAGAAUAGAGAAGUCUGACAUUGAUGCAAAAGUAAAGACUUUGGAAUCGGCUUUAAGAGAAGCAAGGGGACAAGUGGAAGUCCUACACAAUAGAUGUGAUGACCUGGCAUCUCAGCUGGGGCUUAAGCAGACUGAAUUAACACAAAAGGAUUUGGAUGUGGCCAGAGCUAAGAAAGAAUUGCAGGAGCUGCAGAAUCUCUACAAACAAAACACCGAACAUGCAGCACAGCAGGCAGAGCUGAUCCAGCAGCUUCAGGCUCUCAAUACAGAUACACAAAAAGUACUGAGAACUCAAGAGGAUGCUCACACGGCUGAAACGAUAUCAUACCAAAAACUUUAUAAUGAAUUGACAAUAUGUUUUGAAAAACUCAAAGCAAGUGAAGUUCAGCUCCGGCAAAAUCAAGUUUCUCUCCAAGAUAAAUUAUUUGAAAAAGAACAACGUAUUGGUCAAUUGGAAAAGCAACUUCACGAGGCCUUCUGUUCUGAAUCUUCAUUACCUUACCAGACUUAUCCAGAACUAAGAAAAGAGGAAUUCCAACAGCAUUCUUUAACAGAGCUAAAAUACCUCGUAAUGUCUCAGAAGACUGAAAUAGAGCUUUUGCAAAAAAAAUUGAAAAGAACAAAUCGUUCACUGGCAAAUCAUAGUCUUUGCAGUAGAGAUUUCUUGGAUUGCAUCAGUACUAGGGCUGGGAAAAAAUACAAGAAACCACCUGUGAAACGUUCAAGGUCUCUGUCCCCAAAGAGCUUCUUGAAAGAGUCAGAAGAACUAAGGAAGCUCAAAAUAGCUGAAGGAAAGAUUUCAAACUUAGAAAAGACACUACGUCUAAAGAUUCAAGAAAAUGAUGAGUUGAGACAAGCCCAUGAAAAACGUAAGAAACGUCUGCAGACAUUACAGAUCAAUUACAGGGCAGUAAAAAAUCAAUUAAAGGAAUUGGAGGAAGGUUAUGGCAAGCCUGGAAACAAUAAGAAUGGCAAAGAGCGUUCAGAUCCGCAGCAUCUGCGUCAAGAAAAUUCUGAUGCGGUAUGGAAUGAACUGGCAUACUUUAAAAAAGAACACAAGAAGCUGUUGAUUGAAAAACUGAAUUUAGAGGAGGAACUGGAUCAGAUGAAAGUGCAAGCCUCUAGAGAUAAAAGUACAAUACAAGAGUUGAAUAUGUGUCUGCAGCAAGAAAGAGAAGAAGUGCUCCAUAAACUUGGUGAAGAAGAUGAGGUCAACCACAGUACUCCAAAGAAGAAUGUGAAAGAAAUAUCAGCACAGACAUUACAGAAGAUUUCACAGUUGGAAAGAAGAAUAAUGGUCUUUGAAAAAGAAUCCAAGAAGCUGAAGGAAAUGAAUAAAGGGUAUGUUAAGGAUAAGAGUGAGCUACAACUAUUGCUUAAAAAGCAUACAGGAGCUGCAGAAGACAGAGAAAAAGAACUGAAGAUACUGGUGGAGAAGAUGACAGAAGCAAAGAAGGACAAAUCAAAGCUCCAGUUAAUAAUAGAUGGAUUGGAGAAACAGGUCACCUCUCUGAAGAGGCAAGUGACAGAAGGAAAUUUAUUAAAAAAUGAAAAUGUGGAUUUGCAGAUUCAAGUGAAACAACUACAGAGCUUACUGGACAAAGCAAAAGCAGUCAAUUCCAAAGCCACAGUGAAAGCAGCUUGUGGACAAUGUAGGUGUAAGAAUACAGGUGCCAAUGUUAAAUUGAAAGCAGGAAAGAAAAAGAGCUUAGUGGAACAUCAGUCUCUUUGCAAUCAGUCCAUCAAGGAUAUGAGCGGUACACUUGAGAACUUCAGUAAGGACGGCUGGGAAGAUAUGAGUGAAAGCAGUGACUCUGAAAUACUGAAUUCUGAAAGCCUGGACACAAGAGCAGUAUGCCAUAUUUUACUGACAAAAAGAAAUGAACAGCAAGAACAAAAUAAGACUGAGAAUAAUAAAAUAACCCCAAGCAGCAUGUGUUUAGAAAAUGAAAGCAAAUUAUGUCAGAAGAAGAAAAACAAAGGUGAACUAAUAAUGACUUUCCCAAGGAAAAAGAUUCUAAAUUCAGCGUUCAAUCCUUACAAAGUUAACAGAGAGAGGAUAAGAAGUAUCAUGAUCCAGAAACCUGGCUCCUCCGUGUCACUUUGGGGACGCAUCACAUCUUUACAGCAGCAGUUAGCUGUAGUACAGAAAUCAAAAAGAACAGCAGUAUCAUCUCUCAAGAAGUCCAGAGAAGCAAAUAAAAAAUUAACAUCCCAGUUGCAUCUAACCAAACAGCAACUUCAGGCCAGCAAGCAAACUGCUCAGCAGACCCUGACAUCCAGCCUGACUGAGUUGCAACGAGAAAAAUCAGAUUUGCAAGGAAAAUUGGACCACCUGAUCCAGACAACCAAAGGGAGGGAAGGCCUGUCUUUUCCAGCAUCUGGCCAUACUGGAAUGGUACCAGCUACUCCUGUCAAGACUGUAGAUUUGGAAAUGAAGCAGCUACAGUGUAAACUGAAGAAUGCAAAUAAUGAAGUCACUAAACAUUCAUCAACCAUUAAAUCUUUGAAAUCUGAAGUCCAAAGAAAAGAAGAACAGAUGCAGGAAUUGCAAGAAAAGAUUUCUAGAAUGGAAAGAGAUAUAAGUAUGAAAAGGCAUUUAAUAGAAGAUUGGAGGCUGCGUAUGAAAACAUAUCAGGAAAAGGAGAAAAGCUUUAAUGAAACAUUGCAAUGUCUGGAAGAAAAGGCAAAGGCAUUAACUGAAGACUGUUCAAAUAAAAAAAUAUCCAUUGAUUCAUUAAAGCAGAGGCUUAAUGUAGCAACCAAAGAAAAGACACAGUACGAACAGAUGUAUCAGAGAACUAAAGAAGACUUGGAGAAGAAGGAGCUUAAUCUUUCCAACCUAGAAGCUAAAAUGGCAGAGACAGAAUAUACCAUGACUGAACUUGAAACAACGGCCUCUCAACAGCUUCACAGCUUAGCAAGGCAAAGUGAACAGGCACUUGAAAUGAUACAGAAAAAGUUGGUCAUGUCCAAUGAAAAAGUAGAAGAGUUUGUAACUUUUGUAAAGAGCUUAGCCACUGAGUUACAGCAUAAUGUGAAAGAGAUGCGAACACGAAUCAGAUGUACUAAAAAAAUGCAAAAAGACAAAAAAUGUGGUGGUAACAUUUCCAGAGAAUGUGUUCACCGGGCUCAGUCUUUGGCAGCAUCAAUCCUUAAUAUUUCAAAAACUGAUUUAGAUGAGAUUCUUGAUGUUGUAAAUGAUGAGGAAACAGAACAGAUGAAAAUGGAAUAUGAAAGUGACAAAGAAUGGUUGGGCUAUUUACAAAAACUUCUGGAAGGACAGUUUCCUUUUGCCUCGUAUUUAAUGGAUGCAGUGCUGGAAAAACUAAAUGAACAAAAGAAGCUGGCAGAAGAAUACAGUUCUCUGAUGAAACAAGCAGCCUAGGAGGAGCUCAUAAACUGACUUUUAAAGAGGAAGAGGGUUUACUUUUGCCUUGGAUCCUAUUCCUGGGAUUGGUGCGCAAAAACAGAUGACCUACCAUAUUCACUAGCAUCUGGAUUUGCUUCACUUAUGUAGACUAAUUCAAAUAGUCAAAGUAUAUUCACAAAUGUGUGAUAGAUACAGAACAAAAUAAACUGGCAUGUUCAUCUAACAAAA